Messenger RNA from Symbiodinium natans, 1545 nucleotides. The record is from the annotation of a GenBank genome assembly. Lineage: Eukaryota; Dinophyceae; Suessiales; Symbiodiniaceae.
AUGAAGGUGCAGAGGAAGAGACGCUUACAGAUGAUGAGCUUGAUGAGGGUAUUGAGCCCACGAAGCCCCACCCGUGCCCAGAAGCUCCUGCUGCAGUAUCUUCCGAGCAGCGACGGUACAAAAUCUGUGACUUGCACUCGUGUGAAAGCACCCUUGCAUCAGUCGUCCCAGUGGCUAUGUAUUCAAUCCUUCUUACUUUGCCUCCGCCUAGGCAGCAAGUCUCCGCCCAAGUCUUGGGAGACGCCGAGCCCUCGUGCGCCACAGAGUGUGUCCCCUGUUACUGGUGCAAAGGAGACCCACCCGAACAAAAAAAGAGCGAUCCUGGAAGAGCUAGAGCAGUGCCGUGUGAACCUAGAAGCACUGUUGACAGCGAAGAAGCAGCGAACCAGCGAGAAGAAGCCCGAGAAGAUCGAUCGUAGGGUGGUCCAUCAAGACACUGAAGAGACACAGCCCAUGGACCCUGUGGCCGCUGCAGCAGUGCUGGAAGAAGCUAGAGUGCAAGUGGCAAGAAUGGAAGCGGCUCAGUUAAAGGAAGCCGCAAGUGGUGGGCGUGAUUCGUCCAGCACAGAGGGCGGAGAGCUCGAGACGGGUGAUGGUUCUUGCGAAGCAGGACCCAAAUCGAGGCCUGGUCAAGUGGAGGCCGUGCGUGAGCCAGCUGCUCGCGCAAGCCCUUCUCACGAGCAGCCGUGUGCUGUCAAGAGAGAGCCAGCUGAGCCUAGGAGUCCAGCUGUGUUAAUCAAGCAAGAGCCAGAAGAAACGCCCGUCAAGAAAGAGCCAGAACUCAAGCCCAUCAAGAAAGAGCCAGAAGAUAAGCCCAUCAAGAGGGAGGCAGAAGAUAUGCCCAUCAAAAAUGGGCCAGCAGAUGAGCCCAUGCAGCCGGAGCAGGAAUGCUUGGGGCCCAACGUCACCAAGCCACACGUGCACCCUGAGUCUGCGCCUACCCUGACCAGUCAAACCAUGCCAAAGCCAAGCAAGGUUGCCCAGACCUCAACCGACACGCCACAGCAGCCGAUUGCAAAAAGACCAGCCCUCUUGGAGGCAGCGCCUGUGCUGUCACCGUCAGAACAGAAGAAGCUAGCCCACGCCAAAGCAGCUUCCGCAAGGAAAAAAGCAGGUAGCAAGGACACUGGUGAUGCUUAUGAUGCUGAAGAAGCCCCGAGGAAGCGCAAGCCAGGACGCCCAGCAGGUUCCAAAGCCAAGGCCCAGCCGGGAAAGAAAGCAGCCCCAAAGGUCAACACCCCCAAGCCCAAGGCUGUGCCCAAGCUGAAAGGAAAGGGCGAGCCUGGUGACAAGGAAGCCCCGGAUGGGCCCAGCUCCAGCCAGGACACCCAGUUCUAUGCACGUGAAGAGGUAAAGCCCAAGGCCAAAUCCCGCGCGAAAGCACCGAAGCCCAGUCCCAAGAAGAAAGCAAAGCAAGAGAAGAAGAAGAGAGAGCCAGCGACGGAUCCCGUAGAGGCUGAAAAGAAGGCCCGUAAAUCUCGGAAGAGUUGCGCGUACAAGAGGGCCAAGGCUGAAAAGUUGGCUCUGGGUUUCAGUGUAGUAUAG